AUGGCCACUGUUUCUGGAUUUGGAAUAACACGUUCAUUAAUUCAUGCAUUUGAUCCACAUGGUAAACAUUACACACCAACAAUUAAACCAACAACUGGUUUUUCAGCAUCAGCUGAUGCUGAACGAUUACAUCGGGCUAUGAAAGGUCCAGGCACAGAUGAAACAGCAAUUAUCAACAUAUUGGCACGUAGAACAAAUUAUGAACGUCAAGAAUUAUGUCGAUCAUACAAAAGUUUAUAUAAACAUGAUCUAAAAGACGAUUUGAAAUCGGAGACUAGUGGAGACUUUCGUAAAGUUUUAUGUCAGCUAGUUGUUGAUACACCUUAUAUGUUGGCUAAAUCAUUAUAUUAUGCAAUGAAAGGCUUAGGAACAAAUGAUCGUGUACUUAUUGAAAUAUUUACCACAUUAUGGAAUGAUGAAACAAGAGCUGUAGCUGAUGCUUAUAAACAAGUACUCAAAGACAAAGGAAUUGAAGAAUCAGAACGUUCAUUAGUUACUGAUAUGAAAAAAGAAAUAGGUGGUGAUUAUGAAUAUGCAUUAAUGUGUUUAGUUCAAGCUGAACGUGAUGAGAUACCAGUAUUACAAUUGAAAGCAAUACCUGAAAAAGGUAUCAAUUCAAUCAUUAAUCAUGAAUUAGCUGAAGCUGAUGCUAAAGAUCUAUAUGCUUCAGGAGUUGGUAUUGCAAAACCUUCGUUCACACGUGCUACUACAAUUAAUGAAGGAACUGAUGAACAUCGUAUCAUUAAUGUUUUGGGUUAUCGUAAUUCUAUUCAACGAAUUCAAAUACGAGAAACGUUUAAAGCAAUGUAUGGAAAGGAUUUAAUAGAUGAAUUGUCUAGUGAAACAAGCGGUCAUUUUAAAAAACUACUUAAAAUGUUAUUAACUGAUAUAGAUAUAGUGAAUGCACGUGCAUUAUAUAAAGCAAUUAAUGGUGCAGGUACUGAUGAAGAAACAAUUAUUGAAGUUUUAUGUACAUCAACUAAUACUGAAAUUGAAAAUAUUAAACAAGCUUAUCAAUAUGUCCUAAAGGCUUAUGGAGUCAGCGAUCCUAGAAGAACUUUAGAAAGUGAUGUUCAAAAUGAUUUAAGUGGACAUUUUCAAAAUCUAGUCGUUGCAUUACUUCAAGCUAGUCGUGAUGAAAUUUCAUAUGAAGAUGUUGAAAAAAUUAGUACAAAAGGAUUGAAAAGUGUAGUGAAUAUGAAUCAAGUUGAACAAGAUGUUGAAACAUUAUGGGAUGCUGGUGAAGCACAUCUAGGAACUGAUGAAUCUGCUAUCAUUCGAAUUGUAACCGGUCGAAAUGUUUGGCAUUUACAAGAGGUUGCUCGUCUGUUUGAAAAGAAAUAUGAUAAAACAUUGGUUGAUUCAUUAGCGUCUGAAACAUCUGGAGAUUUUGAAAGUGCUCUUUUAUUAACCUUAAAUACUUGUUUAAAUCGUCCAAAAGCUUAUUCUGAUUUAUUGCUGAAAGCAAUGAAAGGUGCCGGUACCGAUGAUUGUACACUAAUGCGUAUUAUUGUGACAAGAAGUGAGUUUGAUUUAGGAAGUAUUUGUUCACAAUUUCAUAAUGAUCAAGGUAGUUCACUUGAAGAUUGGAUACGUAGUGAAACAUCUGGUGAUUAUAGACGACUUCUAUUAGCAUUACUUGGUGCUGAUUGGCAAUAGAUAUGAAUUAUAUAAAUCUUUAUUAAAACAAAACAAAAUUAAUUAAACAUAAUUAAUUUUGUUUAAAUAAGUUAUUAACAGAUUCAAUGUUCAAGAAAUGCUUUGUCAUUUGUUCAUGUAAUCGAUUUUGUUGUUGUUGUUGCUAUGUUUGAAUUGUUUCAUUUAAUGCUAUUUAUUUCAUCCUUU
This is a messenger RNA of Schistosoma guineensis, 1845 nucleotides long. The record is from the annotation of a GenBank genome assembly. Lineage: Eukaryota; Metazoa; Platyhelminthes; Trematoda; Strigeidida; Schistosomatidae.